UAUACUCGGUACUAUUUCUAUCACCACACCGAAAGUGGGUCAAACCAACCUUCCAAUGGAACAAAUCUUUUGAAGUGUAUUACAGAAUAUUUCACUCAAAAUGUCGUUUAAUAGUAUUUUGCAUGUAUCGAAUGGAUUAAGAUCAUGUUUGGCGAGAGCGAAAAUAAGCCAAGUGAGUGUGGCAGCAUUCCACACCAGCCAGAAGAAUGACACGAGGCCAAAAUCUCCUCUUCCAUUUCCGAAGAAGGAAAUGAUCAACAACACCAAAAUCAGAGGAAUUGACAUUCUCAGAGAUCCGAAGCUAAACAAGGGUCAGGCUUUUACCCUUCGUGAGCGACAGUUGAUGGGAAUCCAUGGCCUUCUUCCACCAGUUAUCAUUGACCAGGAGACUCAGCUUGAGAGAGUUAGGGCAAACUUUCGCAAGAGGAAGACUGAUGUUGACCGCUACAUUUAUCUAAUGGCCCUGUAUGAUCGCAAUGAGCGCCUGUUUUAUCGUUCGCUGAUUGAGAAUGUAGAGGAGAUGAUGCCCAUCGUGUACACACCCACUGUCGGAAAGGUGUGCCAAGAGUAUGGGCUUCUCUACAGGAGACCGAGGGGUUUGUUCCUGUCCAUCAAUGAUAAAGAUCACCUUUAUGAGAUGGUAUGCAACUGGCCAGAAAAUGAUGUUAAGGCUGUGGUUGUGACAGAUGGAGAGCGAAUUCUGGGCCUGGGAGACCUGGGUGUGAACGGGAUGGGGAUACCUGUGGGGAAGCUGUCGCUGUACACAGCUCUUGGGGGUAUUCCACCCCACCAGUGCCUCCCUGUCAUCCUGGACGUAGGCACAAACAACAAGAAAUUGCUGGAAGACCCUCUCUACAUUGGGAAAAGAGCACCAAGAAUUACUGGACCUGUAUAUGACGAAUUCAUUGAAGAAUUUGUUGAGGCUAUUGUUCGCAGGUAUGGGCAGACCACCCUGAUCCAGUUUGAAGAUUUCGGUAACAGCAACGCCUUCAGAAUACUCGAGAAAUAUUGUAAGAGAGUGUGCUGCUUCAACGAUGACAUUCAGGGCACUGCAUCUGUGGCAGUGGCUGGCAUCAUUGCAUCUCUUAGAAUCACAAAAAAGAAGCUGUCUGAUAAUGUGUUUGUCAUGCAAGGAGCUGGAGAGGCAAACAUUGGAAUUGCCAACCUGCUGUCCCUGGCGAUGACGGAGGAGGGAACACCACUGGAGGAUGCUCGCAGCAAGAUCUGGAUGGUAGACUCGCGCGGUCUGAUUGUUAAUGACCGACCAAAAGGCGGGGUGUCCGGACACAAGAAAGAUUUCGCCAAGAACCACCGGCCAAUUGACACAUUGGAAGAGGUUGUUAAGGAGAUCAAACCCACCGCCCUUAUUGGUGCUGCGGCUGUGUCAGGUGCAUUUACUGAGACAAUCUUGCGAGACAUGGCAGCCUUCAAUGAGCGACCCAUCAUCUUUGCCCUGUCAAACCCAACCAGCAUGGCAGAAUGCACUGCAGAAGAAGCAUAUACGCUCACAGAGGGUCGAUGUGUGUUUGCCAGUGGUAGCCCGUUCCUGCCGGUGACAUACAACGGACAGACUUUCUACCCUGGCCAGGGUAACAAUGCCUACAUAUUCCCUGGAGUAGCCCUGGGCCUUAUCUGCUUCCGGGUUCCACACGUCACAGACUCUAUCUUCCUCAGGGCUGCACAGGCAUGUGCCAGCCUGGUAACGGAUGAACAUCUGGCCCAAGGUCGCCUGUAUCCACCACUGAGUGAGAUUCAGAAUGUGUCCCGCAAGAUUGCCACCGAGCUGGGCGAACAGGUGUACAAGGAACACCUUGCGCUACUGUACCCCGAGCCGAAAGACAAGGAACAGUUUGUCGUAGAUCACAUGUAUUCUACUGCGUACGAGUGCUUCGAGCCUGACACAUGGGACUGGCCUAGCAAUUAGAAGUGCAUAAUAAGCAAAUUGGACUUAGUAGGGGCCUGCCAUUGAGAGAAUUGUAAGCUGGUUUUUAGGGCAUUUAUUGAAGCUCUUUCUCAAGCCUGGUCUCCUCCAAAAACAAUUUAUUUUUAGAUGAGCAUAUUUUGCUUCUUAAGGUAAUAUAUUUUAAUGAUUUAAACAAACUUUUUAUCAGUGGGAUAAGAUUUGUAUGUUUUUGCUUACCGGGUAAUAUUAAGAUGUAAAUGUAUUUAAAACAAGAAUUUAAUUAUGCUGUACUUUUUUUAUUAUCAAAAGAUUGUUUAACAAAUCCUUUUUUCUGGCUGCCUUCUGAUAUGUCUCACCAUUAUUGUUAAGAUUGAUUUGUAUUUGUUUGAUUGCACCAUUUUUAUUCAGAUUAAGUUGCAGCAUUGAAGGCUCUGCCUUAUAAAUAUGGCAUCACAUGUCAUUUAAGUUGUUUAGAAAUCUAUUUCGCAUUCACGUGUAGUAAGGAUUAGUGAAGCAUCAUUUAAAAUUUGAGUGUUAUAGUAACUAAUGUGCUUAUUUUACCAAAUAGUUAAUUUAAUACCUAUCUUAUUUUUUAAUUUAGGGCAUAUUUCUAUGGAUACUUAGAUAAAAAAAAUCUUCGUAGCUUUUGUUGCUAGAUAAAAAUACUACUACUUGCCUACCAUUGUCUACCUUUGUGUAAAUAUCCAGGUGUGGGUUGGCUUUCUGGCAUUUUAUUUACACCCGAUUUUGCAUUGGAAUGCAACUAUGAAACUUGUUAAUGAUUCAUGUAUACAUGUUUAUUGUGCUGUGUUUAUCGCACACCCUUUUUUAUUAUGGUCCCUUUACUUUGUUAGUGUAUUUAUUUGCAAUAAACUGAUAUUGUAUUUUCUGAAGUAUGCUAUACAGCUGCAGUAUGUAUUUCUUAUUGAUGCUACAAUAUAUAAUACUCAAAAAAGCAUGUCACUUACACUAUCAAAUGAAUUAAUAAAUUAAAACAUGAUUAAUAGCUACAUGUAGUAAUAGUUAUAUGGAGAUAGUACUAACCAUUUCCAGCAUAAUAUUUGUCAUAAAUAUAGAUCUGCUUCAGUGAUUUCCCAUGUAUUUUGUUAUGGUUUGUAUCAGUAUUAACUGAAACUUUCUAGUGUUCAUAACUUCGUCUUCAUAGUUUUAGUAAUCCUUAGUAGAAAUACUUAUACGACAUGUUUAGAUUAAUGUAUCUUUGCUGACAUACCGUAUCAGUAAACUCAUUCCAUAGUUGCCCACUGUUCUAGGUGAAUAUCUAUUAGAUCUGUAGCUCAGGAUCACAGGCCCCAUCUUGACAAUGAUCAUAUCAUACGAGCGCAUAUUCAAAUCCAUAUUUAUGAGAAGUAGUAAGAUCAAUAUUGAAGUAAUUAUUGCAUUUGUCAAUUCAAACAUAAUUUUCAUGUAUUUUAUUUUGCAAAAAAAUGUUCAUUUAAUUGUUAAAAAUGAACUAUCUAAUGGAAACUCUUGAUGAUAUGAUCGUUUUAGGUAUGAUCAUUGAUAGCGUGGCUCCUAUAUGUGUAAGAAUCUCGACAAAUGCAUUUUGUCAUAAUAUAUUUUUUAUAACUGAAUCAACCAUGACCUUUUUAGGUUUUGCAUGGAGAAAUAUACUGGUAGUUCUUUUUAAGAGCAUGAUACAACUUUUUACAAUAAUUGUCUCUUAAGAUUAACUUGUUAUAGUAAAAAUAACAUACAGAGCUGCAAUGAACACUAAUUGAACUUUCAAUGCUGUUGAACGUGUGCUUUUGCUUAUAUUAAUUUUUUACACUUGUUUUCUCAUUGUCAACUCAUACAUGCCUCGUGAUGACACCGCCAAGAUUGUCUCCUCAUUGUGCUAAUGCAUAAAGUGCUAGUUUAAGGGCUUAAUCUGGAUAGAAUAAAUGAAAAUAAUCGAAAGCCAAAUCUCCAAUGUAUGUACCCCCACAUGAACUUAUGUACUUACUAUUGUUAUUAUCUUACAGAAAAAACUUUUGUAUUGUUUAAAAUAUUUUUCUAACUUGAAUGUUUCAUAACAACUUUAGUAUUAACAAACUUUUCUAUUGUUAAUAUAUUUUUUACUUCACAAGUCCAUGUCAAUAAAAAAUUUACAGCAAAUAUCUUU
Molecule: messenger RNA, 4025 nt
Organism: Mya arenaria
Lineage: Eukaryota; Metazoa; Mollusca; Bivalvia; Myida; Myidae
Product: NADP-dependent malic enzyme-like
Exons: 12
Coding region: 101-1924 (607 amino acids)
Biological process (GO): malate metabolic process; pyruvate metabolic process
Cellular component (GO): mitochondrion
Molecular function (GO): malate dehydrogenase (decarboxylating) (NADP+) activity; NAD binding; malate dehydrogenase (decarboxylating) (NAD+) activity
Source: RefSeq, a predicted model, not a curated record